AAUUGUGUUUUACUAUGUUGUGAAGGAUAACGUUCAAUAACAAGGGUAGGUGGCGAUAUAAUAACUGUGUUUUACCAUAUUGUUAAGGAUAACGUUCAAUAACGAGGGUAGGGGGUGAUAUAACUGUGUUUUACCACGUUGUUAAGGAUAACGUUCAAUAACGAGGGUAGAUGGCGAUAUGAUAACUGUGUUUUACCAUGUUGUUAAGGAUAACGUUAAAUAACGAGGGUAGGCGAUAUAACUGUGUUUUACCAUGUUGUUAAGGACGACGUUCAAUAACGAGGGUAGGGGGUGAUAUAAUAACAACUGUGUUUUACCAUGUUGUUAAGGACAACGUUUAAUAACGAAGGUAUGGGGUGAUAUAACUGUGUUUUACCAUGUUGUUAAGGAUAACGUUCAAUAACGAGGGUAUGUGGCGAUAUAACUGUGUUUUACCAUGUUGUUAGAGACAACGUUCAAUAACAAGGGUGCCGGUAUAAAUAAAAAGCAUUGUUCUUCAUGGACACGGUUCUUAAUUAUUGUUCCGCUUUCUUGCUACUAAUCCAAUAUAGGAACUUUAGUUUUUAACUAGUUAUAUUGAAAAAUAGAUGCAUAUGUUGACUUUAACAUGACCAUAAUUGCGUCACCCCUCGUGAGACCCCAAUCAUAUUUCUUCAUUGAUAGACUUAUUCUAAUAUCAAAAUAUUGACUAUAUAUGUCCACUCACUGGUAAAAGAAAUCUUCAUGGACGUACCAAUUAAAGUACCAUAUUAUAUGGCUUCUUUAAAAAAAACUACUCAUAAGCGCUUCCCAUAAUCUUAAAAAAAUAUUAAGACUAAUCUCUUGCUCAACCUAUUUUACCACAUGACUUCAAAAGUGAGUCAUCUUAAAAAGUCACUUUGCAAAAACAAAUUGUGAAGCCGUGUACGAAAAUCAGUAUUUGGGAAGUAUUUGGGAAGUAUUCAUGUUUACAACAGAAACAAAAUUAAACCAAGUGCUAUGAUUUCAAUCAUGUUCUGGCUAUGGUUGCCAGCUUCUAAGACACAAUACCUCGAAAUAAUUAAAAUGUUACUAUUUCCUCAACGGGACUCAUUUUUGCUGAUGACGUCACAAUUUAUGUUAAGAAAACCGUUGUUUAAUGCAACAUUUACAGAAUGCCAACGACUAAAAUACAUGACAGUCGCUCUAAAUUUCAAAACUUAAGCAACUCAUUACAAUAAAUAUACAUGAUCAGUCCAUCGUAAAUUUCUUUCCACUCGUAUGUGAAGGUGACAAUUGUGUAUUGGAAGAAAACAAAUACCCAUGAGAUACAUGGAUUUUCAUAACUUUGAAAUUCAAUGAACAAACAACAUGGACAUCAGUAGAAUAUCACGCCUUAUGUCAAAUAAUAAAAUAUUAAUCAACUAGGAUAUUUUGAAUUUGGUUUUUAGCUUGAAAAUAUUCAUUUAUAAUAACCUGAAGACACAAUUUGAUUCUAUCAUCCCAUUCGAAUAAAAAUCUAACACUUCUGACCUGUUUCAUCGGAGUGUUCAUCUGUACGUUUGCGGAUGUCGACAUGUCUGCCCACUCCAGAACUUCUCGACGUCCGUACAAAUGAAAGAUCUGGCAUAGAACCGCAAACGCUCUCUCGACGGAUUUAAGUAUACUAUAUGAAACUAUUGUUUUGGGUUUAUUUAUUAAAAUCGAUUUCCGUAAAAUUAAUGCACAUAACUUUUGAAAAAUCCUCAUUUGUCUUUGGCUCACACCAAAAAAUAAUUGCGCCCGAAAUUUGCACGUAUAAUUGCUAGAUCAUUGUAUACAUUCAUUUUUUACGAUAAGUUAUUAACUGGUACAUACUUUAAAUUAAUAGAUCCUCAUUUGUGGCUCGAGGGGGAGAACGAAUGCCUCAGAUUUGAUGUGGUCGUUUUAACAAAAACAUUGAAGAAGACGAAGAAGGAAGAGAUAAUUAAUACACUUGAAAAAAACUAACAGCGCAUAGUGGCGUACUAUACCAGAGGUAAAACACAUACAUCGAACAACGCAGCAGUUCCAAACUGGCGUCAUUAAAAACAAGACGAAAUGCUUCCAAAAUCAGAUGCGGAAAAGAUCGAACUCCAGAACAAGGUGAUACAGCUAGAGAGCGCCCUCUACCAGCGGCAGCAGUAUAUUGAAGAGCUCCUAGAGAUGGUCGCUUCUAAUGACACGGAAGUUAACCAGGCCCAUCUAUCCAGUCUCCAUGGCAACACUGAUGAAUAUAGACAGUCUGGGAUUCCAAAAUUAGAGGAAGACUUGCAAGAUAUCGUGUAUGACCAGGACGUUCUCGGGAAUGAUGCUAUUGUCAUCACCACAGAGCCAAACCUUUGUGUUACCAUUGCAAACCUUUCAAGUGAUGUAGAUGUAUACUUUUUAAAAAACACUGACCACAUUGACUCACAAUGAACAUUUCAAGAAGAAAAACAAUUAAGAUGUUAAAUAAAUAUUUGUUUGUGAAUUUAAUGUGAUGCAUUUUAGUGUCAUAUCAUUCUCACAAGAAUGUUUAAAAAGUACUUACAACCUUAUCCGUUUUGGCUAUUAUGAAAUUUAGCACAAACUUACCUUUCCCUUCAAAACGUUUAAGUCUGUUUCAUGCACAAAAGAAUAUAUUUAAUACAUGUCCUAAAA
Mya arenaria is the source of this 2619-nucleotide messenger RNA. RefSeq lists its product as uncharacterized. The transcript has 6 exons. Lineage: Eukaryota; Metazoa; Mollusca; Bivalvia; Myida; Myidae. The record is from RefSeq and is a predicted model, not a curated record. The coding region runs from base 2038 to 2397 and encodes 119 amino acids.